Molecule: messenger RNA, 1047 nt
Organism: Zymoseptoria tritici IPO323
Lineage: Eukaryota; Fungi; Ascomycota; Dothideomycetes; Mycosphaerellales; Mycosphaerellaceae
Exons: 3
Coding region: 1-1047 (348 amino acids)
Source: RefSeq, a predicted model, not a curated record
AUGACCACCACCGCCCACCCAUCCUUCCACCCAGUCAAAACCUCUUUCGAUUCUGCAUCGACAUCUCCCUCUCCACACGACGACGUCGAAUCGCCCUCUCUUUCCAACGGCAACGCCCUCGCACGCUUCGAAUUUGAACCAGGCCGCGGGAAUGACGGGACCAAAAUCCUCAUGGUCGAAUGGGAAGAAGACUCAAUCACGAACAACAUAAGCGACGACUGGGAGAUCAGCUGGCAUGGCAAGCGCACUGUUCUUCCCGCGAGAGACCAUGCAUCUCCCGGAGCUGGGACGGAGGACACUCCGGUCAACCGGCUCUACUUCCUGCUUGGACCCGGCGUCUCUAUACCCACUGCUGUGAAGCUGCGCAAAGGACCGAGUGUCAACUGGCGAACGAACCCGCUGCCUGCUAUCUUCCAGCCUGAACUCGGCGCAACGGCACGGCAAGCUGGAAAGAAGGGCGUUCUUCACACGAUAUGGGCGAAGAAGCGGCUGCAGGUUCUGAACGACGAGAUUGCCCGCGAGUCGGCAGACAACGAAGAGGGUGUAGGACUGGAGAUCGCAGUCGCGGAGAAGGAAUGGAUAGAAGCAAACUUUGGCGUGCUGGCGAAGCCGGCGGGCAUCAGUCUUGUCACGGCGCAGACACAGUUGGGAGGAGGCGGAUUGGGAAGUCCAACGAGUCCGAGGAGUCCCGGAGGAGGUAGGCUGAUGGACAAGCUAAAAGGGUUGAAGUUGGGCACAAGUGAGAAAGAGUUGACGGCGUCGUCGCUGAGUACAGUCGAUGAUCAGAAUGCUCAACCUGCAGCGGCGUAUAACCCUCUAAGUCCAGAGGGCUCGGACGUAGCUGUCGGGUCCUUCAGCAGUUUCGCUACCCUCAAGGGCAUGCCUCCUGCAGCUUCAACGCUUGCAGCCAAAGCUCCACAAGCACCAAGCGAGGAUGGCAAUGAGGACGAUCUAUUUGCACUGCCCAUGAGUCCGAGAAGUCCAGAUAUGGCGAAGGGUCCAUUUUCGUUCACGAGAGACGACACGGAGAAGUAUUUGAAGGGUUGA